Messenger RNA from Mastomys coucha (southern multimammate mouse), 9073 nucleotides. RefSeq names its product coiled-coil domain containing 88A (gene Ccdc88a). NCBI's taxonomy places the organism in Eukaryota, Metazoa, Chordata, Mammalia, Rodentia, Muridae. The transcript has 33 exons. Gene Ontology annotation, molecular function: microtubule binding; dynein light intermediate chain binding. Gene Ontology annotation, biological process: cytoskeleton-dependent intracellular transport; cytoplasmic microtubule organization. The record is from RefSeq and is a predicted model, not a curated record. Gene Ontology annotation, cellular component: cytoplasm; centrosome. The coding region runs from base 183 to 5969 and encodes 1928 amino acids.
GGGAUUCGGGCUCGUUUCCCCGGGGGGGCUGAGGAGGGAGAGUUCUUCCCCCUCUUCGGUGGGAUUUUCCUCCCCUGCCGGAAUGGACUUUCAUUGAUUCCGCCUACGUUUACUGACCAGCUCCCUGGGCGUAUUUGUGGUACUUCCUCCCCCCACCCCCUCCUGAAUAUAUAAUCUGUAAAAUGGAGAACGAAAUCUUUACUCCCCUUCUGGAGCAGUUCAUGACCAGCCCCUUGGUCACUUGGGUUAAAACGUUUGGACCUCUGGCUGCAGGAAAUGGGACUAACCUGGAUGAGUAUGUGGCUUUAGUGGAUGGAGUAUUCUUGGACCAGGUCAUGCACCAAAUUAAUCCUAAGUCGGAGAGUCAACGAGUAAAUAAAAAAGUCAACAAUGAUGCUUCACUUAGAAUUCACAAUCUGUCCAUUUUAGUGAAACAGAUAAAAUUUUAUUAUCAGGAGACUUUGCAGCAGUUGAUUAUGAUGCCAUUGCCAAAUAUCUUAAUCAUUGGCAAAAAUCCCUUUUCUGAACAAGGCACAGAAGAAGUUAAAAAGUUGCUUUUACUCUUACUUGGUUGUGCAGUUCAGUGUCAGAAAAAGGAAGAAUUUAUUGAAAAAAUUCAAGGUUUAGAUUUUGAUACGAAAGCAGCAGUUGCCGCUCAUAUUCAAGAGGUAACUCAUAAUCAGGAAAAUGUGUUUGAUCUGCAAUGGAUGGAAGUGACAGAUAUGUCUCAGGAAGACAUAGAACCACUCUUAAAGAAUAUGGCAUCACAUCUAAGAAGACUGAUAGAUGAGAGAGAUGAGCAUUCAGAGACUAUUGUAGAACUCUCUGAAGAGCGAGAUGGUGUUCAUUUUCUACCCCAUGCCUCUUCAUCUGCACAGUCACCCUGUGGUUCUCCAGGCAUGAAGCGAACAGAAAGUCGACAGCAUCUCUCAGUGGAACUGGCUGAUGCCAAGGCCAAGAUCCGAAGGCUUAGGCAGGAAUUGGAAGAAAAAACUGAGCAGUUACUGGACUGUAAACAAGAACUUGAGCAAAUAGAAGUGGAGCUGAAGAGGCUGCAGCAAGAGAACAUGAAUUUGCUUUCCGAUGCUCGAUCUGCUAGAAUGUACCGAGAUGAAUUGGAUGCCCUCCGAGAAAAAGCUGUUAGAGUUGAUAAGCUUGAAAGUGAACUCAGUAGAUAUAAAGAAAGACUACAUGAUAUUGAAUUUUAUAAGGCAAGAGUUGAGGAAUUAAAAGAAGAUAAUCAAGUUUUAUUAGAAACAAAAACUAUGCUGGAAGACCAAUUAGAAGGAACUCGGGCUCGUUCUGACAAAUUACAUGAAUUAGAAAAAGAGAAUUUACAACUAAAGGCUAAACUGCAUGAUAUGGAAAUGGAACGAGAUAUGGAUAGAAAGAAGAUUGAAGAAUUAAUGGAAGAAAAUAUGACUCUGGAAAUGGCACAGAAACAAAGUAUGGAUGAGUCAUUACACCUUGGCUGGGAGCUGGAACAGAUAUCCAGAACUAGUGAACUUGCUGAAGCACCACAGAAAUCCUUGGGCCAUGAGGUAAAUGAAUUAACAUCAAGUAAAUUAUUAAAGUUGGAAAUGGAAAACCAGAGUUUGACUAAAACUGUAGAAGAGCUUCGGAGUACUAUGGACUCUGCAGAAGGCACCACUUCCAGAAUCCUAAAAGUUGAAAAGGAAAACCAGAGACUGAAUAAAAAGGUUGAAAUUCUUGAAAAUGAAAUUAUUCAAGAAAAGCAAAGUCUUCAGAAUUGUCAAAAUUUAAGCAAAGAUCUAAUGAAAGAGAAAGCUCAGCUUGAAAAAACAAUUGAAACACUCAGAGAAAAUUCAGAGAGGCAGAUUAAAAUGUUGGAGCAGGAAAAUGAACAUCUGAAUCAAACAGUGUCUUCCUUACGGCAGCGUUCCCAGAUUAGUGCUGAGGCGAGAGUGAAAGACGUUGAAAAAGAAAAUAAAAUUCUCCAUGAAUCUAUCAAAGAAACAAGUGGAAAACUAAGCAGGAUUGAAUUUGAAAAAAGACAAAUGAAGAAGGAAUUAGAGCUUUAUAAAGAGAAAGGAGAGCGAGCAGAAGAACUGGAAAACGAGUUGAAUCAUCUUGGGAAGGAGAAUGAAUUGUUGCAGAAAAAGAUAACUAAUUUAAAGAUUACAUGUGAAAAACUUGAGACAUUAGAACAGGAAAAUUCAGAGCUAGAAAGAGAAAAUAGGAAAUUUAAAAAAACUUUGGAUGGCUUUAAAAAUCUCACUUUUCAAUUAGAAUCUCUAGAAAAAGAGAAUUCCCAACUUGAUGAAGAAAACUUAGAGCUGCGAAGGAGCGUGGAGUCUCUGAAGUGUGCGAGCAUGAAAAUGGCCCAGCUCCAGCUAGAGAACAAGGAGCUGGAGAGUGAGAAGGAGCAGCUUAAGAAGGGCUUGGAGCUCAUGAAAGCCUCUUUCAAGAAGACAGAACGCUUGGAAGUUAGCUACCAGGGACUAGACACAGAAAAUCAAAGACUUCAAAAGGCUCUAGAAAAUAGCAAUAAAAAAAUCCAAGAGUUAGAGAGUGAACUACAAGACUUAGACAUGGAAAAUCAAACAUUACAAAAAAGCCUAGAGGAACUGAAAAUAUCUAGCAAAAGACUGGAGCAACUAGAAAAAGAAAACAAGUCACUAGAGCAAGAGACAUCUCAACUUGAAAAGGACAAGAAGCAGUUGGAGAAGGAGAACAAACGACUCCGACAACAAGCAGAGAUAAAAGAUACCACAUUAGAAGAAAAUAAUGUGAAAAUUGGAAAUUUGGAAAAAGAAAACAAAACUUUAUUCAAAGAAAUUAAUAUAUAUAAAGAGUCCUGUGUUCGUCUAAAAGAAUUAGAAAAAGAAAAUAAAGAGCUUGUAAAAAGAGCAACUAUUGAUAUUAAAACCUUGGUUACAUUACGUGAGGAUUUAGUCAGUGAAAAAUUGAAGACGCAACAAAUGAACAAUGAUCUCGAGAAAUUAACUCAUGAGCUUGAGAAGAUAGGUUUAAAUAAAGAGAGGCUCCUACACGAUGAGCAGAGCACUGAUGACAGUAGGUACAAACUUUUAGAAUCAAAAUUAGAAUCCACUCUUAAGAAGUCCCUUGAAAUAAAAGAAGAAAAAAUUGCUGCUUUAGAAGCUCGGUUAGAAGAAUCUACAAAUUACAAUCAGCAAUUGCGCCACGAACUUAAAACAGUGAAAAAAAAUUAUGAAGCUCUCAAACAGAGACAAGAUGAGGAAAGAAUGGUACAGAGUGCCCUUCCAAUCUCUGGAGAAGACGACAAAUGGGGACGAGAAAGUCAAGAAGCGACUAGAGAGCUCCUAAAAGUUAAAGACAGGUUAAUUGAAGUAGAAAGAAAUAAUGCUACGCUGCAAGCAGAGAAGCAAGCACUGAAAACUCAACUAAAGCAACUUGAAACACAAAAUAAUAAUUUGCAAGCUCAGAUUCUUGCACUGCAGAGGCAGACAGUGUCGUUGCAGGAGCAGAAUACCACUCUUCAGACACAGAAUGCCAAACUUCAGGUUGAAAAUUCUACCCUUAAUUCACAAAGUACUUCACUUAUGAACCAGAAUGCACAGCUUCUAAUCCAGCAGUCUUCCUUAGAAAAUGAAAAUGAAUCUAUAAUGAAAGAGCGAGAAGACUUGAAAUCUCUUUAUGAUGCUCUGGUAAAAGAUCAUGAAAAGCUGGAACUUCUUCAUGAACGGCAAGCUUCAGAGUAUGAAUCUCUGAUUUCUAAACAUGGUACCCUAAAGUCUGCUCACAAAAAUCUUGAAGUGGAACAUAAAGACCUUGAAGACCGUUACAAUCAGUUAUUAAAACAGAAAGGACAAUUGGAAGAUUUGGAAAAAAUGAUCAAAAUGGAACAAGAAAAAAUGCUACUUGAAAGCAAAAACCACGAAAUGGUAGCUGCAGAGUACAAGAAGCUGUGUGGUGAAAAUGAUAGGUUAAAUCAUACAUACAGUCAGCUUUUAAAAGAGACUGAGAUUUUACAAACGGACCAUAAAAAUUUGAAAAGUGUCCUAAAUAAUUCUAAGUUGGAACAAACAAGAUUAGAAGCUGAAUUUUCAAAGCUGAAGGAGCAGUAUCAGCAGCUAGAUAUCACAUCUACCAAGCUAAAUAACCAGUGUGAGUUGCUCAGCCAACUUAAAGGAAAUUUAGAAGAAGAAAAUCGACAUCUACUUGAUCAGAUCCAGACACUAAUGCUACAGAACAGAACACUGCUGGAGCAAACUAUGGAAAGCAAGGAUCUCUUUCAUGUUGAACAAAGACAGUACAUUGAUAAAUUAAAUGAAUUGAGACGACAGAAAGAGAAAUUAGAAGAGAAAAUUAUGGAUCAAUACAAAUUUUAUGACCCAUCUCCUCCUAGAAGGAGAGGCAACUGGAUUACUCUAAAAAUGAGAAAAUUGAUAAAGUCCAAGAAAGAUAUUAACCGGGAACGUCAGAAAUCUCUAACACUAACACCCACUCGCUCUGACUCCAGUGAAGGAUUUCUACAGCUGCCCCAUCAAGACAGUCAAGACAGCUCUUCAGUAGGGUCAAACUCUUUAGAAGAUGGCCAAACCCUGGGGACCAAGAAGAGCAGCAUGGUUGCACUGAAAAGACUGCCCUUUUUGAGGAACAGACCGAAGGAUAAAGACAAAAUGAAGGCCUGCUACCGUCGUUCCAUGUCCAUGAAUGACCUGGUGCAGUCCAUGGUCCUAGCAGGAGGACAGUGGACAGGUAGUACUGAAAAUUUGGAGGUCCCUGAUGAUAUUUCAACGGGUAAAAGGAGAAAAGAAUUGGGAGCUAUGGCCUUCUCUACUACAGCCAUCAACUUUUCAACUGUCAACUCUUCUGCAGCCUUCCGAUCCAAGCAGUUGGUUAAUAAUAAAGAUACUACAUCCUUUGAAGAUAUAAGUCCACAAGGUAUUAGUGAUGAUUCUAGUACGGGAUCAAGAGUUCAUGCUUCAAGACCAGCCAGCCUUGAUAGUGGCAGAACAUCCACUAGCAAUAGCAAUAAUAAUGCUUCACUCCAUGAAGUCAAAGCAGGUGCAGUUAAUAUCCAAAGCAGGCCACAAAGCCACAGCAGUGGAGAUUUCAGUCUGCUUCAUGAUCAUGAGACUUGGUCUAGCAGUGGUAGCAGUCCAAUUCAGUAUUUGAAAAGACAGACCAGGUCAAGCCCAAUGCUCCAGCACAAAAUGCCUGAAACAAUAGAGAGUCGAGCCCAUCACAAGAUGAAAGCUGGCUCCCCAGGAAGUGAAGUUGUUACUCUACAACAGUUUUUGGAAGAAAGCAACAAGCUUACCUCAAUACAGUUGAAGUCCUCGAGUCAAGAGAAUCUUUUAGAUGAAGUAAUGAAAAGUUUGUCUGUCUCUUCUGACUUUCUGGGGAAAGACAAGCCAGUUAGCUGUACCCUGGCCAGGUCAGUAAGUGGAAAAACUCCAGGGGACUUCUAUGAUAGACGGACAACUAAGCCUGAAUUUUUGAGAACUGGUCCUCAAAAGACUGAAGAUGCCUACACCAUCAGCUCUGCAGGGAAACCUACACCAAGCACUCAAGGAAAGAUAAAACUAGUAAAGGAAACCUCUGUGUCAAGACAAUCAAAGGAUAGCAAUCCUUAUGCCACUUUACCUCGCGCAAGCAGUGUGAUCUCUACUGCUGAAGGGACAACUCGAAGGACCAGCAUCCAUGAUUUUUUGAGCAAAGACAGUAGACUGCCCAUGUCAGUUGAUUCAUCGCCAUCUACUGCUGGUAGCGGCAGCACUGCAGCAUCUAGUGAGUACCGUUUACAGCAGUGGUCCUCUGUCAUGCCGACACAUUCUGAAGACACAUCUGAGUCUAUUUAUACCCAGGCUAAAAAUUCAAGUUCAGGAAGGCCAUGUUUUCUAAACCAAACUUUUGCCACUGUUAAAAUGCCUAAUGAUGCAUUUGGAAUAUCAGAUGUGAACAAAGUACAAGAAAGCAGAAAUUCAAAAAGCAGGUCUAGGGAGCAACAAAGCUCCUAAUUCAGUGACCCACUGCAUGACAUGUGGGCGAGGGAGAGAAAAGUGUCCUUCAGUUUCUCAGUGUGAAGACUUUAUUUCUGAAGUAACAAGACACCUAGCAACUAUAGGAACUAUUAAAAACAGUAAGGAGAUUUUAACACAUCCCUUCGUGAUUAGAGCAGGGAAGAGAUAUAUAAACUCCAUUCUUCCUUGAAUCAAGGAGCACUACUGGAUUCAACUGCCAAAAGUUUUAGAAGGUUUUAGGACACUGUACAGUGCACUAAGCUCUACUGAAUAAAGGACAUUAUCUCACUAAGGACCGAGUGUUUUAAGGUCAAGUAUUCUAAGAACAGCCUACUUCUUUCAACAUUUGUUUAUUAAUUUAUCCAUGUUUGCUUAUUGCUUCUGCUAAGUAUUAUCUAAAAGCUAGCCAUUUAUAUUUAGUUGUAUAAAUCUAAAUUAAGUGCUGUAGUAUUUUGUGGAAUGUACUAUAUAUCAAGAUACAGAGAAAAUUGUUCUGGCAUGUCAGCCUUUUUUCAUUAGCAGACUGCAUGUGUUGGUACGCUGGUUAUUGUUUUCUAGAGCCAAUUGUUUGGAUGCACUGCAAAGGAAGCGCAAUUCAUAAAUAUGCAGUAAUUUCCAUAAUGAAAUAUAAGAAUUAUAAAAAUUACAUAUUAAUCUUACCACCUUCCCUGAUAAGCUGCACUAGGUAUUCACAAAUGGAUCCAAGAUAAAAUCAUUUUUCUGAAACUUUUUUUUAAUGAGAUGGUUUUCCAGCAAAUAGCAUUUACAAGAUAAAGUGAUUAUGUUUUUAACUCAUUUCCCUUCUUUGGUAUUGGGUUAUGUGUGUGUUUUUUUAAUGUGAGAGCUGAUUAUUGCUUAAGAAGUUUUCUUAUGGCAAAAUAAUGUAAAUAAUUUCUAUGAUCUACAUUUUUUCAGGAACUCAUUUAAUAUUAAGGUUGUCAUUUAGUACAAAGAAUUUUUCUGUUUUUGUCCUUUAUGAUAUGAUAUUAAACUUGAUAACUAUUAUAGGUAAUCUUGAAAUAUUUGUAUGUGUUUGUUACCUUAAACAUUUGAAAGAAGCACAAAAAAGUAGAUUUAGUUAUCCCAGAGAAACACCAAUUUUUUAGUAGUAGCAAUUUUAUAUCACAGUUUUAUUUUCUUAUGAAGUCAAGAAAACACAUUGCUACUCAUUAAGGCAAGUUCAUUAUUUAACAUAAAAAAACAGAAUAGUCUUUUGAAAUGAAAAAAUACUAUUUUUAUUUUAACAGUAUACUUCUUAAGCUCUUAUUACCAGCUCUAAAGAACUUUUUGGAAUAAUUAUGCAUUCCCUAAUGUGUGUUUUACAAACUGUGUAUCAUCACUAACCCAGUAGCCAUGACAGAAGUCUCUUUUCUUUGCUCCCCCAUCCUCCUCUUUUUGUUUCUCUCUCACCCCCACUCUCUGUAAUAGGUCACUAGCAGGUUGUGUUCAUAGCGACCUUUGGAAAGACCGUCAAUAAAAAUGACAAAAAACGUUUAGUUGCUCAGAAAUUGAAAGUUAGAGAACUUGGAUUUAUUUAACUCAGUGCUGCCAGAAAAUAAUGCUAUAAAAUUAAAUUACUUUGAAACUCUUGAAUGAAAGGUGCUAUUUAAAUGUAAAUACUAAGGAUUUACUGAAACACAGUACACAUACUAAAAAUCUUUUCUCUAGACUUUGAAAUCUUCGUGACUCCUUAGAUUCAAGUCUCAAAUUGGAAAAUGGGUAUCAUGGCAGUCUAGAAACAGUUGCAUGUAAAAAAAAAUGUAAAUUCACUGUUGGUUGAGAAGUUGAAAAUAAGUGUAGAAUUAUGUUUUAGCUUAAUAUAUAAGUGGGUAAGUUAGAUUUAUAUUAACUAGCAUCCAAUUUGCACAAUUAGCAUACAUCCCAGGACAGUUAAUGAGUGUGAGGUGACUAAUGAGGGUGAAUAGUAAAGCAGUUUGAACCUGCUGAGUUAACCAGCACUUCAGCCGAAAAGACUAUAUGUAUUAAAUUGGAGUAGGCCAACUCUGAGGAGAAAACUAAGAGAAUACAAUGAGACUAUUACAUUAUUUUCAACAUUAAUUGCCUUCCUCAUACCAAUUCAAGAAAGGACUAUCUGAUAACCACAUGACUUUUGUUUUCUUCAAAAUCUACUUCAGAAGCAGACUUUGUAGGAAGCUAAGCCAAAUGGAUAUGAAUCCAAACCAUUUUUCUAACCAAGCCUAAAUCCACCGAUCUGGUGCUAUUCCUAAACCUCUAUGAACACUUUAAAAAUUAGAAUAACAGCACCAGCCCAGAGCUCUGAUAACAUGCCUCCUAGCUAGCCAUGGAAAUGUUUUGGUUCAAGUUUUCUUGAGUUGGUGGUUACCAAAGAGUUCACGAGACAGGUUCAUGUGUAGCACCUUUCAUGCAAGGCAUGUUAAAAGCCUAUUUAUAAAUCACUGUGUAUAUUAUAGAAUUGUAACCACCUCACAAAUGGAUUACUACAACCCGAACUGUCUUAACAGUUUAUGUCAGGAAGUAAAAUUAAUACUGUACCAAAUCUGGAAUUGUGAUGGGGAAUUAUGUAUUCUAAAUUACUUUUGUACUUUAAGUUACUUUUUAUGAAAAAAGUGAAUUGUCUUUCUUUUCAGCUAUUUGUCCUGAGAUGUAUUUUUUCUUUGAGUCUUGAAUAUGAGUAGUAGUACAAAAAGAGCCCAUUUUAUAAUAUAAACCUUGUUAUACAGGUUAAGCUAUUUGGACAAUGAAAACACCUUAAAAGGAAUGCUUAAUGGGUAAUGUUGCACUUAUAACAUCCUUUAACAAAACCUGAUUUUAAAUUGUCUUUUUUAUUUGUUUUCAGUGUUUGCCAUUGUACUCACAACUGUUAUUAAAUACCAAAUCAAAUAAUAUAAAAAGCUGUAACAUUUCCUUUAAAAUUAAUGCUAGUAAGGGAGGUAGAGUUGAAUGGCAAAAUGACUUUCCUCGGUGGUGCCUGAUGUCCGUCACAGGAGUCCAUGCACAACAAGACACCAUUGAGUUGUCUUUUACAGUCACUUUCUUUUUCUUUGAUUCUCCUUAAAAAUAUAUAUGUUGGACUAACUGAUAUAAACAGAAAUAAAAACAAAAGGUAAUUUUUUAACAAA